This is a messenger RNA of Rangifer tarandus platyrhynchus (Svalbard reindeer), 477 nucleotides long. Lineage: Eukaryota; Metazoa; Chordata; Mammalia; Artiodactyla; Cervidae. The record is from the annotation of a GenBank genome assembly.
AUGAGAGGACCUUCAGGAAAGAAAGCCAGAGGUCCUGGGGACAGAGCUUAUAGCACACCCAUGGACCCAGUCUAUGGGGAAGGCUUCUCCGGUCCCCGUGAAAUGAAACGUGGGAGCAGGGUGGCCAGGAUAAGACUCCCCGAAGGACAAAUCUUCAGAGACACAUGGUUUGACUUCCUGAGGCUAUGGCAGAGAGAGCUCAGUUGUACCCAUGUCUCACCUCCCACCCCAGCAACUUCUACACUAUUCAGUUUCCACUGCAGUUCCCUACAUUUUACUGAAGGAAGAAGAGAGAAGCCCUUGUACAUCACCUCUUUAGCUUCCAAGGAGACUGUUGCCUCAAGCCAAGAUUCUAAGGUGACCCCAAAGGAAGGGAAAACACUUCUGAGAUUUCCCUCUUUGGAGAUGCUAGGCACAGUGCCAGACUCCCCUUUCAUCGCCUCUGACUCUGGUCCAGCAAGUUCACUUAUGACCUAA